Messenger RNA from Pestalotiopsis fici W106-1, 2589 nucleotides. RefSeq lists its product as uncharacterized. Gene Ontology annotation, molecular function: protein binding. The coding region runs from base 1 to 2589 and encodes 862 amino acids. NCBI's taxonomy places the organism in Eukaryota, Fungi, Ascomycota, Sordariomycetes, Amphisphaeriales, Sporocadaceae. The transcript is spliced from 2 exons. The record is from RefSeq and is a predicted model, not a curated record.
AUGGCAGACCCACUGUCCGUGGCGGGAAGCGCUGUUGGCAUCAUUUCACUUGGUAUCCAAGUCGCACAGUCUCUCUUCGAUUAUUACAAUGCAGUCAAGUCUCAACACAGCGACGUUGCGCACACAAUCCGAAAGUUGGACAGCCUGUUGGAGAUUUUAGGAUCUCUUCAGCAUCGCAUCGAUGGCCGCCGGUUUCGAGCCGAUGAACAGGACGCGGUUCGGAAAAUCGAGUCCCUGAUCAACGAGUCUGAGGAAUGCAUUCAGGAGCUACAGGAUGAGGCAGAGAAGUUCAAGCAAUGUCCUGUUGGUACCAUCCAGUCUGCCGUCAGAACGACAGCCCGCCGUGUGGCAUAUCCAUUUCGGCGGAGUACUUUGGAAAAACUUGACGAAGAUGUCGACGAUAUUGUCGACCGCUUGAAGCUGGCCCUACAAUUACUGCAACAAGAGGUUACGGGCCGUGUCCAGGAUGACGUUGAGGAUAUCAAGGCAUUACUAAAACUCGUCAAGUCUUCUCAAGACUCGUCGGGAAUACAGCAAUGGCUUAACGCGCCGGACGCCACGACCAAUUUCAAUGAAGCAUGCGCAAAAAGACAACCGCAGACUGGACUCUGGCUCGUCAAGGGUCAGAGAUUCACUGAUUGGGUGACAUCCCACCGCUCUUUCCUAUGGCUGAGAGGCUUUGCCGGGUGCGGCAAAUCUGUACUGUGUUCCACCGCAAUUCAGCAUACCUACCGGCAUCGCAGGUCUAACCCACAAAUUGGCAUUGCAUUCUUCUUCUUCACAUUCAAUGAUGAAGACAAGCAAGCUACUUCGGCUCUUCUCCGCGCUCUUGUUUCGCAAUUGUCCACUCAGGCAGUUAAGAGUACCCACCUCGCACGACUGCGUGACAGUUACCGACAGGCUGCACCGCCUGAUGAAGCGCUAUUAGGUUGCCUCCGUCAGCUCAUCGGCACAUUCCAGGACGUGUACAUACUCAUCGACGCGUUGGAUGAGAGCCCACGGGACAAGCACCGAGAGGCUGUGCUACAAUUGCUCACAGAUAUUCGUGCAUGGCAAGAGCCUCGGCUGCAUCUCUUAGUGACCAGUCGGGAUGAGGUCGAUAUCCGCGACGAGCUCGACCUAGAUCCCUCAUUAAUCAUUGAAAUGAGGAACAGCGAAGUCGAUCAAGACAUCACCGCUUUCAUUCGCCAGACUCUCCAAGACAAGCGGAAGUUUGCCAAAUGGAAGAAGCAUCAUAAUACCAUUCAAGAUGCGCUUACACAACGAGCGAAUGGAAUGUUCCGCUGGGUUGAAUGCCAAUUCAGAUCACUGGCGCGUUGCCCGCCAAAUCAGCAAUUGCUUGAACAACUUCUCCACUCACUACCAAAAUCAUUGGAUGAUACGUACGCCCGAAUGCUGGAGAAUAUCGCGCCAGAUCUGGUCGAUUACGCAAAGCAGAUGUUGACCAUUCUGUGUUGUGCUAUCAGACCACUCUCUGAUACAGAGCUUUUAGACGCUCUGGCUGUCAGGAUUGACAGCGACUGUAGUCACGACUAUAGUUACGACGCCACGAGGAGGUUCAAUGAUAUCAGUGCCCUCGAAGAAAUUUGCCCUGGCUUCAUGGAGGUGGACACCGAUUUCAAUACUCGGGAUGUCACCAUCCGGCUUGCCCAUUUCUCUGUACGGGAAUUCCUCGAGGCAAAACGAAUCCUCCAGUACGAAGCUAUUGCACUUUUCCACGUUCAGAGACAGAUAGGCCACACGCACAUGGCAGGCAUAUGCCUAGCUUCGCUACUUUACCCUCAACAAAAGGAUAACAAGGCCUUGAGCAAGGUCACUGAAGAAAGCGCAUUGCUGAGAUAUGCAGCCCGUCACUGGCCAGAGCACUUUACACAAUGCGGAUCAAAAUCUAUCAUUGAAAUGCAGUCAUGGCCAUUGUUCCAAACAACGGGUCCCUAUUUCAUGAGAUGGGUCAGAACAUGGAAUAUCGAUGAAGCAUCUGGGCGCUUUACAUAUGAAGCACCAAAACCUCUCUACUAUGUCGCAUUUCUAGGAUUGAACACCAUAGCAGCUAUGCUUCUUGGUUCACAUGAUAUGAAUUUUAACUCAGAGCUAGCACCGGGUAGUGAUUCAACCAUAUAUGUCAUCAAUAGAACAGCGGCAUCAAGAGAUCAUAUUUAUGUCUUGGAGUCAUUAUCUGAAGACAUGGAUAUCAACGUCAAUGCUGGAAGGUAUGGAACAGCACUGCAUGCAGCGGCGGCUAAUGGCCACGAAAGCACCGUGCAACUGCUUCUCGAAAAAGGUGCCGACGUCAACGAUAACAGUGAAAUGUAUAGAACAGCACUGCAUGUAGCGGCGGCUAAUGGCCACGAAAGCACCGUGCAAUUGCUUCUCGAAAAAGGUGCCGACAUUAACGCCGAGGGUAAAGUAUAUGGAACAGCAUUGCAUAUAGCGGCGGCUGAGGGCCACGAAAGCAUCGUGCAAUUGCUUCUCGAAAAAGGUGCCGACAUGAACGCCGAGGGUAAAGGGUAUGGAACCGCAUUGCAUAUAGCGGCGGCUGAGGGCCACGAAAAUAUUGUGAAACUACUUCUCGAAAAAGGUGCCAUAUAA